Molecule: messenger RNA, 897 nt
Organism: Nilaparvata lugens (brown planthopper)
Lineage: Eukaryota; Metazoa; Arthropoda; Insecta; Hemiptera; Delphacidae
Exons: 7
Coding region: 240-764 (174 amino acids)
Source: RefSeq, a predicted model, not a curated record
GCCACAAAUGCAGGCAGCAACUGAUCAAACAGCGUUCGUCAAUCUUUUAUUCUCGUGAUUAUUUAAAAUUGGAAACACUGCUCUGAGAAUAAUUAUAGUGUUCUGUUUGUCAGGGAAUCAUUCUCUCACCAAAUUUCAAAAGUUUUCGUUCUGAUCUUUGUAAGUCAAAAAUUUUGGGAAAAAUUCAACAGUUAGCUACUAGUUUUGUUCACUUACACAAGGUUCGCAGAUAAGAGCUGAUGAUGCUGAUGAUACAGAGUUGCUGGUUUAUGUCACUGAUUGUACUCAGUUUCUGCACUGCAUCAAUUUGUUCCACCUCUGGGGCAAACAAAGUCGGGAAUCUGAACUAUGGGGAUACUGAAUGUCUUACUAUAAGGUUCUACGCAAGUAUCAAAGGUAUACCGGUGGACUCUAUCAUCACGCCCUAUCCACCUCUCACCCUUCAAGAAAUAAACCAAAAAUUGGCAUCUUACCCCGGAAAUGGUUUGUUAUUGAAGUUGAAAAAUGAAGCACAGAAUGCCGAGAAUCAAUGUUUGCUAAUCGCUGAGCUUCGCAACAUGUUGGCAGAUAAGGAUCUAAUUCUACCAGGUCUCCUACUCAGUGAGACUACAAGUCGCGGCUGGAAUAGAGAAGGGUUGAAGAGAGUAUUUGAUGAAUCGUCGCGUAAUCAUAUUUAUGAAGAUUUCAAAUUGGAUGAUGAUAAUAAGUACAUUUCAUCUGAAGAUUUAGCAAAAUACAUAGUGAAAGGUGUCAGAUACUCUUAGAAAUGUAUCAUUGACAGCAAUCAACUUAAGAUGAUUGCAAACCAAUUUUGAAUAAAAACUGUUCAUCAUGAGGCAGUAUCAUAAAUGUUCAUGUGGUCCUCCUUCCAAAUUUGAAUAAAUUAUUUCAACUUCA